AUGGAAAUGCGUGCUGGUAAGGGUGAUAAUACUAAUAGCAGACAUGUUAUGUGUGAUGUGGAGUUAUCAAAAAUUAUAUCGUUUGAAAACAUCAAGCGAUCGUUAGUCGAGCGUACGGCGGGGGCAUUGUUGCGACCGAUUGUAAUCGAUGGGCCAUUGAUUGGCAUAAGCUACGACCAGAAGUACGCAUUGGAUGGUCAUAUAAGCUGCCUUGAGAAUUACGUCCGGCGGGUGAAAACAACCAGAAAGGUACGUCGGGGAUUCAGAAUUAUGAGACCAUAUCCGGUGCAAGCAUUGGUUAAGCUUUUGUUUUACUUUAUUGCCCGUGGACAUAAGACUACCGCUUUCUUACCAAUUUUUUUUGAUGAGCAACAGUUGGAUGAAUCGUGCUGCACUCAAUGUGCAUUGGUUAGUAAUGUGGAGCAAUUCCGCAAGCUUGUACUUCUGAAGUUAAUUAAAUUCUUACCGGAUGAAAAUUUUGCUAGUCGAAUAAAGCUUUAUACUGCCGACUGUCACGGAAUUUUGGUUACCAGUCCGGAAGCAUUCUAUUUUAACAAUUCUAAUUUGGAUCGGAAUGGUCACUCGGAAGAGAGCAUUACGUCUACCAGUGCCACAAAUACUUCGCACGAUUUAAUGUAUAGCACAAUGAUAUCCGAGAUGCUGUUCGAUAAUAACAAAUUACCGGUCAUCAUACCUCUUUUCCGACCGUACAACCAUAGAUUGAUUAUUACCUUAGAUAUUAUCCGCUGGAAGAAGAUAUUGCAAGUAGAGCAGGGUGAAAUUAGUAUCACCCAGUACAAGUUAUUAAUUGACGAACAACUGACGCUUCAGACACAGUUUGGAUUGUUGAAUAAGCUAGUUCCGAUGCUGGAUGAUCAGUUUCCAUGUGGACCACCUGAUGCUGAGAUUGUCCCACUUUUUCAGCGUACACUAGAACUUGUUGACUAA
Molecule: messenger RNA, 948 nt
Organism: Cercopithifilaria johnstoni
Lineage: Eukaryota; Metazoa; Nematoda; Chromadorea; Rhabditida; Onchocercidae
Source: the annotation of a GenBank genome assembly